UUACCGCGUUAACGGCGACGUCAGCCCGCGCCGGAACCGACACCGCCUGAAACCGGAAGUUAACCGUAGCUGCUAAUGUUGUUGUUGUUGCUGCUGCUGCGUCGAAGAAGAGCGGCGGCAGGAUUAAACCUGACUUUUCCUCAUAAAUAAAGGCAAAAAUGGGGAAGAAGCACAAGAAACACAAACCCGAGUGGAGAAAGGUUGAAGGAGACUACGAGGACAAACCCCUGGAUAAACCGCUGAAGCUGGUGCUCAAGGUGGGCGGCAGUGAAGUGACCGAGCUCUCCGGAUCCGGCCACGACUCCAGUUACUAUGACGACCGCUCUGACCACGAGUGGGAGCGGCACAAAGAGAAGAAGAAGAAGAAGAAGAAGAAAUCGGAGAAGGAGAAAUAUGUAGAUGACGAGGACAGGAGAAGGAGGAAGGUGAGUGAAAAGAUUUUCCCAGAAAACGAAUCCACCCCUCGCCAGCAGCUCUUGGAGCAUUUCUUGCGUUUGCUUCAGAGGAAAGAUGCACACGGAUUCUUCGCCUUCCCGGUGACAGACGCCAUUGCUCCAGGAUACUCCAUGAUAAUCAAACAUCCCAUGGACUUCAGCACAAUGAAGGACAAAAUCGACACAAACGAAUACAAAACUAUCACAGAAUUCAAGGCAGACUUCAAGCUAAUGUGUGACAACGCCAUGGUUUAUAACCGACCGGAGACGGUUUACUACAAAGCUGCCAAGAAGCUUCUCCACACAGGAUUCAAAAUGAUGAGCAAAGAGCGGCUGUUAGCUUUGAAGCGCAGCAUGUCUUUUAUGCAGGACAUGGAUUUCUCUCAGCAGGCUGCCAUUUUGGGAGAUGACCACAUUACGCCUGAGGAACCGGUGACGGAGAUCACGCCAAUCCACACGGAGUACCCCAAAAAGUCCAAAAAGCAGCCCGUCAAGGAGCCCAUCAUCAGUGAUCCGUAUGAGCUGGAGGGCAACGCCUGCAGUUCGACGGACAGCACGGCGGAGGAGCAUGUGUUGGCGCUGGUGGAGCACGCGGCGGAUGAAGCGCGGGAUCGAAUCAACCGUUUCGUGCCAAGAUCUAAGAUGGGGUACCUCAAAAAGGACUCCGACGGUUCCCUCAACUACACUGUUGUAAAUCAAGAUCCUGAAGCAAAAGAGGAAGAGACUCUUCCUGUAGAUUUGAGCUCUUUGGCGAAUAAGCUCAUACCUGGACUGACGUCGCUGGGCUUUAAAGACGACAGGAGACACAAAGUGACGUUCUUGAGCAGCGCGUACAACACUCAGACUCUUCAGAACAACUCCGUCUAUCCUGAUCUACUUCCAGAGGAGAUGGACAUGCUGUACUCGGCUUACGGAGACGAGACCGGGGUCCAGUGCGCUCUCAGUCUGCAGGAGUUUGUUAAGGGUUCUGGGAGUUUUACCAAAAGGCUUGUGGAUGAUUUGCUGGAUAAAAUGACAGCUGGUGAUCAUUCGAAGGCUGUCAUGCAAAUCCGACAGAAAAGGAACAUGCCGAUUGAUGACAUGAAGUCUAGUUUAUGUGACAUGCCGGGAACAGAUGGAAGCGGAAUAGAAGCUGGUUCAGUGCUGGAUUUCAUGAGCAUGAAGAGCUACCCAGACAAUCCUCUAGAUAUGCUCAACACGUUACGUAAAUGUGUGAAGAAGGAGCCGGAGCAUGAAGACGGUCAUCAGCACUUUGACGACGCAGCCAAACUUCUGCAGGAGUUUCAGGACGCAGCGGUGGACCGAGUCGGAUCCCGUCCGUCCUCCAAUCUCUCGUCCCUGUCAAACAAUUCAGAGAGGGAUCCGCACCAUUUAGGAAGUUCCCCUCAUCUUGGAGAUCAGACAGAGAUGGUUGAGGACCCUUACGAGUUCCUGCAGUCUCCAGAGCCCGGAUCCACCGCUAACAGCUGAUGUUACUCUCAGACUGACACGCUGUGAUUAUGUGCUGUUCUAAAGGACUGGACAGACUCACUGCAUCACCUGCUUGUUUUUAAAUAAAACCUCUGUGUCUGA
Molecule: messenger RNA, 2006 nt
Organism: Sinocyclocheilus rhinocerous
Lineage: Eukaryota; Metazoa; Chordata; Actinopteri; Cypriniformes; Cyprinidae
Product: bromodomain-containing protein 9-like
Exons: 15
Coding region: 159-1904 (581 amino acids)
Biological process (GO): regulation of transcription by RNA polymerase II
Cellular component (GO): nucleus
Source: RefSeq, a predicted model, not a curated record